CUUUUUUCCUGAUCAGUUCCUAUUCUGUUCAUUGCCAACAUGACUCGGUAUACCAAGUUGCAAAGAAAAACUCACGAAAAAGCCAGCGGCUUCAAUGUCACUCCACUUCUUCCCGCUAAAUCAAAUGACGAAGGCGGAAACAACUCUGAUGCUCCUAAUCGCAACAAUCGAAAGAGAGGUUUCACCAACGACAAUACAGGAACCAAGUCCGAAAAGGCUUUGCGAGAAAUUGAAAAGAGAAAGAAGCGCAAGCAAAUGUCCAAGGACAAGAACACAAUCUGUUUUGGCUGUCGACAAAAGGGACAUUCCGUAGGCAAUUGUCCCAAGGCGAAGCAAUCCGCGCAAGGAAUCUGCUACAACUGUGGAUCGUCCGAGCACAGUUUGAAAAACUGCAAGAAACCCAGAAAAGGCAGUAAGUACAAAUCGGGACAGCAGAAAGAGAAUCAUCGAGGAACACCGGAGUAAACGAAGCGUGAAAUUAUUAGAUGAGUUGCCGUAUGCCAAGUGCUUUGUCUGUAAUGAAGAAGGCCAUUUGUCUGGUCAAUGUUCCAAGAACGAUAAAGGAUUAUACCCGAAUGGUGGAGGAUGUCGGUUCUGUGGCCAAGUGGAUCAUUUGGCCAAGGAUUGCAAGGUCACCAAGGAACAAGCGGGCGUCACUUUUGUUGGCAAGAUU
Messenger RNA from Radiomyces spectabilis, 673 nucleotides. RefSeq lists its product as uncharacterized. The transcript has 3 exons. Gene Ontology annotation, molecular function: nucleic acid binding; zinc ion binding. NCBI's taxonomy places the organism in Eukaryota, Fungi, Mucoromycota, Mucoromycetes, Mucorales, Radiomycetaceae. The coding region runs from base 40 to 465 and encodes 141 amino acids. The record is from RefSeq and is a predicted model, not a curated record.